AGCUGCUUUACGGUUAACUCGGCCUCCAGCGAGCGUGCAGAGCUUGCGGCUUCUGGUUUGCUGCACGUGUGGCGCUGUCGGUGACCUGUUUGGUAAUUUCUCUUGCUGCGGUAGCGUCACAGCGAAGAACGGAGUGGCAGCAUCGGCCUAGGCUCGUGAGCUGAUGGAGUUUGCAGCUGAGAAGGAAGGGACUCCGGGAGGAGGUCCCCAGAGGGUAGCUGAGGGGGCGCGGCCGAGGCCCGCGGCUGGUGGGGAGGGAGCCAGGGACUUAGAUGGGAGCCCCGAAGCUGGCAAUGGAGAGGAGAGGAACGGACUGACAGGAAUUAACAUCACAGAGGAUGCGGAGGAGAUAAAGAUGGACUUAGCUGUGGUGAAGCAGGAAGUAGUGGACUGGUCGGAUUUAGACUACGGUAUUUCGAACAGCCCCUGGGUAAAGCAGGAGGUGGAGGGCGGGCCUGAGGUGAAGGAUGAGAAAGGCGUGUUGGAGGUGAAGCAGGAGGCGGAGAGUAGCCUGGUGGUGAAAGAAGAGGAGGUGGAUGAGCCAGAAGUCAAGGAAGAGAAAGUGAAGGUGAAGGAGGAGGUAACGGACUGGGAAGAAGUGAAGGAGGAGGACUUGAACGUAAAACAGGAGUUGUUUGUUGGUCAGAACGUAAAGGAGGAGCAGGUGAUGGACGGAGUGCCCGUAAAAGAAGAGGAUUGCCUCAAGAGAGAAGUGAUGGAAGACACAAAGGUGAAGGAAGAGCCUCAGAUGAAUCCCCGAGUGGGCUGCAAGAGGAAAUUGGCUAUGUCAAGGUGCCAGACUUGUGGGACAGAAGAAGCAAAGUACAGAUGUCCGCGCUGCAUGCGAUAUUCCUGCAGUUUGCCCUGUGUAAAGAAACACAAAGCGGAACUGACGUGUAGCGGAGUGCGGGAUAAGACUGCUUUUGUUCCCCUGCAGCAGUUUACUGAGAUGAAUCUCCUGAGUGACUAUCGAUUUUUGGAAGAUGUGGCAAGAACAGCAGACCAGGUUUCAAGAGAUACUUUCUUGAAAAGACCAAAGCGCAAAAAAUAUCUGUUCUUUAUGAAGAAUCGUGCCCGAAAGCAAGGUAUUUACUUGAAGCUUCUACCCAAUGGAUUCAGCAAAAGGAAAGAGAAUUCCACAGUUUUUGACCAUAGGAAACAGCAGUUUUGUUGGCAUGUAAAGCUCCAGUUUCCUCAGAGUCAAGCGGAGUAUAUAGAAAAAAGAGUACCAGAUGAUAAAACUAUUAAUGAAAUUCUAAAACCUUACAUCGAUCCCGAAAAGUCUGAUCCUGUGAUUCGUCAGAGAUUGAAAGCCUACACACAGUCACAGACUGGGGUCCAAAUUUUAAUGAGGGUUGAAAAUAUGCAGCAAAAUUUGAUAAGGUAUUAUGAACUGGAUCCUUACAAAAGUCUUUUAGACAACUUGAAGAACAAAGUGAUCAUUGAAUAUCCAACUUUGCAUGUGGUGUUGAAAGGAUCUAGUAAUGACAUGCAGCUUCUUCACCAAGUGAAAAGUGAAUCUGCCCAGAAGCUUGGCAAUGAAAAUUAAGCACUGUGAAGAAGGAGGAAGUUCCCAGAUGGUUGAGAAGAUCGUGUGUUGCUGGGUGACUGGGUCUGCCAGUGGGUGGUGUGUUGUCUGUCUAAAAGUAAUUAAACAGCAUAAUGGUUUUCAGGGGGAGAAACUGCCUUUUAUUGCCUUUGAAUUAAGUGACUUAUGAAGCCUCUUUCUUCAGAAUGAGCUCCUUAUGCACCUGAUUAGUGUAGUCCCUACUAGACAUUUAAUAUGCUUAUUUCUGUAAGCUGAAAACAUACUUUAUUUGUUAGGUUGUCACAAGAUCAAACCAAAAGAUUACCUGUGUCAACCACAAAGACCACAAAGAUGGCAUUCUCUGUGGUAUCACCUCUCUGAAGAGAAUGCUUCACAGUAAAACAUCUAGAUGGGAGAAACAGCUCUCCAGGAGUUGGAUGUCCUCCUGUUUGGAUCUGUGUGAUAUACAAAGGGUUCAAAUGGAACCGAGUUGUUGCCAGGACCACUAGAAAAAUGGGGAAGCUCCACUUCACAAGAUUCAGAUUGACCCAGAUGUGAGAUUUGUUAGCACUGAAGCCGACAGGAAGGAGAGGUGGAGGAAUUGAAUUGAAUUGUCUGGGGUUGUUGAGAAAGAAGAAUAAAGUACACAGAAAGAACAUGUGAUCUGAGUGUGGGGUAGAGAGGGCUCUCCUCACAGUGAAGUCCAGUGCUUUCCUCUUAAGUCUAAGAAAAGUGUUGAGCUUUAUAAAACUGAACAACAAAGAAAAAAUUUAUUGUGCUUUUCUCUGCUUCCCAGGAACGGGGGAGCAGGGGGCUGAGUUCACCUAAAUACAACUGCCAGUUCACUUGACUAAAUGCAUAUUUA
Arvicanthis niloticus (Nile rat) is the source of this 2393-nucleotide messenger RNA. RefSeq names its product zinc finger HIT-type containing 6 (gene Znhit6). Gene Ontology annotation, biological process: maturation of LSU-rRNA from tricistronic rRNA transcript (SSU-rRNA, 5.8S rRNA, LSU-rRNA); box C/D snoRNP assembly; snoRNA localization. The record is from RefSeq and is a predicted model, not a curated record. Gene Ontology annotation, cellular component: pre-snoRNP complex; nucleus. Lineage: Eukaryota; Metazoa; Chordata; Mammalia; Rodentia; Muridae.